Messenger RNA from Scylla paramamosain (green mud crab), 1215 nucleotides. RefSeq lists its product as uncharacterized. The record is from RefSeq and is a predicted model, not a curated record. The transcript has 5 exons. NCBI's taxonomy places the organism in Eukaryota, Metazoa, Arthropoda, Malacostraca, Decapoda, Portunidae. Bases 1 to 1215 code for a protein of 404 amino acids.
AUGGCGGCCAACACAGACUCUGCCCCUUUACCACUGAGCCACAAGGCAACGAGACCUGCUUCGGAAGUAGAGUUUGUGAAGGUGACACAGUUCCGGGUGUUGAAGGAAAGACAUAAGGGGGAGGGUGUGACCUUGAAGCCCGACCAGACACCUUCACGUGGACCACAGGACAAGCUGAAGCCCCUCCAAUGUUACCUUGCUCUUGUCAAGAUGUUCAGGCCCACCGCUAAUAGUAAGCUGAAAGGAAAGCUGCACAGUCCCUCCCAGCGAUACCAGGAUUCACCAGAUAACCCGUUCAUCAUACCGCACCAGCCAGGACCCGUCACUUCGAUGUACCAGGACCCAGACAACUUCAGUCUGCCAGUCUACGUUCAGGAUUCACACAGCCCAACACCACGCAGUCAGGGAUCAAACGCUUCAGUGCCUCCCUGCUACAAAUCUUGUAGUCCACCACCUGAUACGGAAAUAUCUCAGAGUAAGUUGCUCUUCUACAAAAUAUCCACGUCCAGCCCCACACCUGCUAACCUGAUGCCGGACUUCCUCAUGCCUAUCCCUCCCCCAUUGAUUCCCAGCAAGUACAUGGAAGACGAUUUUGAGUCAGAUAAUUACAUAACGGACAUCCCAGUGCCACCCACAGUGCUGCCGCCAUAUUCAAUGCCACCCAGUCCUCUGCCGCCUUACCCAGUGCCACCAAGCCCAUUGCAGGACUGUCCUGUGCCACCAAGUCCGCUGCCAAUGCCCCCAAGCCCUGCCGCUAAUGUCGCUGCCGAUGCCACCAAGCCCACUACACCAUUAUCCGAUGCCACCAAGCCCAGUACACCAUUAUCCAAUGCCACCAAGCCCGGUACACCAUUACCCGAUGCCGCCAAGCCCGGUACACCAUUACCCGAUGCCACCAAACCCGGUACACCAUUAUCCGAUGCCGCCAAGUCCGUGCUCUACACCGAGGCCAACUUCUCCAUUCCCGAUCCCAGACAGCCCGAUGUGCCACCGCCGCUCCUCGCUUACGCCUCUGCUUCCUCCCUUGAUUCUGACAAACCCAAUGCAAGACGAUCUCGUAUUGACUUGCCAGGUAACGGAAUGUUCAGCUUCAUCAAGCCCACACCCUGCCGAUAUAUCAGUUUCCCUCAUUCCAGCUACCUCGGUUUCGGCAAACUCGACACAAGCCUCACGGACACCAAGCAAACUGAAAUCAGAAGGAUCUGUUCUUCAUAG